Aegilops tauschii subsp. strangulata is the source of this 909-nucleotide messenger RNA. NCBI's taxonomy places the organism in Eukaryota, Viridiplantae, Streptophyta, Magnoliopsida, Poales, Poaceae. The record is from RefSeq and is a predicted model, not a curated record.
AUGAACCCAAGUGGUUGCGGUGAUAGUGACUUGAAAAUGAUUGCGCAAGGAUUGUUUCGAGAGAGGAACAUGAAAGGCGAGAAGAAGAGUGUGAUGAUUGAGGAUAAAGAAGAUAUCGCCGCUGAGAAGAGAAGGAGCCCCACUCCUCACUCCGCGACAAAAUCUUAUAGGAAAGAGUAUGCCAAAGAAAAAAGAAGUUUGAAGCUCAAGGAAAUAGAGGAGAGGAGUGAGGCCGAGCGGCAGAGGGCGUCGACCGAGGAGAAGAGGGCGGCGACCGAGGAGAGGUUGGCGACGACCAAGGAGAGGAAGGUGGACCUAGAGGAGAAAAAGGCCGCGACCGAGGGGAUGAAGAUGGUCGAGGAAAAGGCACUCGAGUUUAUGUUUAUGGACACAUCUACUCUUGAUCCCAAGGCAAAGGCCUAUGUUGAACUUUGUCAUGAUGAAAUGCUCAUGAAGAAGCAAAUGCUCAUGAGGCAAAUGAUGAUGAGAGGAGGCAUGGGAGGUGCCAUGGGAGGAGUCAUGGGAGGUGCCAUGGGUGGCUACAUGAACAUGACGGGAGGUGCCAUGAAUGGUGCAUUUCGCGGAAACAUGGGAGGUGGCUUUGGUGGCAACAUGGAAGGUGGCUUUAGUGGCAUGGGAGGUGGAUUCGGAGGCAACAUGACCGGCAUGGGAGGUGGUUUUGGUGGCAACAUGAUGGGGGGCUUCGGAGGUGGCUAUGGAGGCAACAUGAGUGGCGUUGGAGGUGGCUUCGUCAGCAACAUGACCGGCAUGGGAGGCAAUGAAGGUGCUUCCGGUGGUGCUCCCAGCAACGAGACUUCACCGCUUCACAACGUCGACAAAGAAGCCGGUGAUGAUGAUGAUCGUACCACAGUUCACAACGCCGGUGGUGUUGAUGACCCGCAUGAAUGA